Messenger RNA from Galleria mellonella (greater wax moth), 2122 nucleotides. RefSeq names its product nucleoside diphosphate kinase 6-like. NCBI's taxonomy places the organism in Eukaryota, Metazoa, Arthropoda, Insecta, Lepidoptera, Pyralidae. The record is from RefSeq and is a predicted model, not a curated record. The transcript has 3 exons. Gene Ontology annotation, molecular function: nucleoside diphosphate kinase activity. Gene Ontology annotation, biological process: CTP biosynthetic process; UTP biosynthetic process; GTP biosynthetic process. The coding region runs from base 128 to 643 and encodes 171 amino acids.
AAAACAAAAAUGUCAAAAAUCAUUGUUCUUGCUUCGUUCAAAUUUCUUACCAUUUCUUGAUAUAGUAUGAUAAAAACAACAAAAAAUUUAAAUAUUUUUUACUGAAUGGAGUCAAAUUUAAAAAAGUAUGCAAAAGUUGCAACUUACUUUGGCUAUAAUAAAACCGCAUGCUGUUAAAAAUCCAGUAGCAUUGUCGUACAUUAGACAUGUUAUGAAAAAUAAAUUCAUCGUUAUUAAAACGAAGAGAGUUUCUUUAGAUACCGAGAGCGCCAGUAGAUUUUACAAAGAGCAUGUUGGAAAGUUUUUUUACAAACGCCUUAUUACAUUUAUGGCAAGUGGUUACAUAGACUUGCAUGUUAUGGGGCAUUCAAAUGCAAUACAGUUAUGGAGACAGAUGCUGGGUCCUACCAGCGUGUACAAGGCGCAGUUCCAGGAUCCAAACAGUUUGAGGAGUUUGUUUGGAAUAUCUGACACUAGGAAUGUUGCACAUGGUUCAGAUUCACCAUCAUCAGCUGAGAGAGAAAUCAAGUUUUUCUUCCCAGAGUUUUCAUUCUAUGAGUGGCACAAUAAUGAGGAACCUCUAUACAGAAAGGGCCCUAUUGUAUUUAAUGAACAUUUAUUCAAACAUGUUAGGAAACUAUAGCAUAAUUUUUCAAUGAGCACAACCAGCAUACUUAACAUGUUUGUUACGUUGGCAGUUUAUUGUUUUUUGUAAACUUGGUGCAAGCAGCAAUCCACACAUAUACAAAUAUUUCUGCAAUCAAGUUGCUUUUAUUGUAGCUUAAUAAAAUAUAAUUUUGAUACUAUUAUUAAACAAAAUGUAAACAGGUUAGAUAUGAAAAUAAACAAUACUGUUAAACACAGGGCAAUAUUGCUGAUACUGAAAAUAUUCCAUUACAACACAGUACAGCAGAUGUAAUGUUUCUGAUACAAAUAAUAUUGUAUGUGCUAUGGCUCCAGGUAUGUGCAUAAAUUAAAAAAAAAACAUAGUGAUACUCUAUGGAUAGGCUUGUUUACUAAUAUUAUAGUUUUUAAUUAGUUACUUUACUAACUUUAUAAGGGACCUUGCAAUAUAUAAAUAAAUCUUAUCUGUGGGAACAAUCAUGUCUCCAUGUAUGUAUGUACAACUUAAAAGGAAUGAAGCGAGAUAAGAUAGAGGUGGUCUUGAUAUUUUUCUCUACUCCACAAGAGGUAUUUGGAGUGAAGAUAGGUAAAUAGCAUUGGACUCAUAAUCUUGUCCUCAAGUAAGCGGAGCUAUUAUGUGUAUUAGAUAAUUAAUAGAAAUACUUUAAUACAUUAAUGUAAUUAUUAGUGUUGUGAUUUCGCGUGCAAAAGGUAGUACCUACCUUAAUUUUAAUGAAACGAAUUUAUGGGCGUGACUUGGGGAAGUAAUACGAUCAUUAAAGCAAACUAGCUUUUAAACAUAAAUUGCGUUCCUAUUUUUUUUUAAAAAAGGUCGAUUUAUGAACUCCAUACCCUUUUUUUUCUCAUUUUCCUUUUAAUUUGUUUGGUGACUUUGAUUAAGUCAUAGAAUGUUUCAUUUGCUCUUCUAAGAGUCGUUUGUUAUAGUAAUAUUUAUGUAUGAUAAUAUAUUUAUUGUUUUAAUAUAUUAUAUGUUUAUAUUAGUCUAAUUAUAUGUAUAUAUAAAAUUUUAUAUUCCUUCAAUUCAAUAAUGCCCCACCUACUUAUUUCUCGAUUUGCCCAAUGGUUGAUUGGUAGAGAACACCGUCUGGCGUUAAGUCCGUCAAAUGUACAUACAAUUUUAGUUUGUUUUACUGUGCAUUUACAAAUCAAGUACAAAUGUGAAACUGCAUAUUAUGUAGUAAUUUUAAUGUAUUAAAUCCUUAAAAAUACCGCUUGCAAUAAAUUAGUUUCGUUAUGUACAUAUAAACUGUAGAUUCCAUUAGAUGUUUAUGUAAGUCUGUUUACAUACAAAUGUUCAUUAACUGUUGUAUUGUAAAUUAUGAUUUUAUUAAAAAAUGUGAUGUUUUUAUGUUAUUUAUGCAUGACAAAAUUAGUAAGAAUUUAUUGUUUUUACCUAAUUAUUAUGUUGUUCAUUAAAAACCAAACAUUAACAAUAACGUAGUCAAGUUAUAGAAAUAUAAUUUCUAUUUGAUAAAAA